AUGACGGAAGAAAUAAGGCUAAACUCUUCCAAGCUUGGUACCCAGGAGUACUGGGACAAUUUUUACAAGAAGGAAAUUAGUAACUUUGAGGAGAACCCAGAGGAUACUGGUGAAUGCUGGUUCGAUGACUCUGGAGCUGAGUCCAAGAUGGUGGACUUUUUGAUCGAUAAGUUGAACGAUGGUGAGAUAGAUAAGGUAGAUACAUUGAUUGACCUAGGAACAGGAAACGGGCACUUACUUUUCGAGCUCCAGGAAGAACUUACGGAAAGAUGUGAUAACGUGGAACUAGUGGAGAACAGUAAAUUCCUAGGGGUCGAUUAUUCAGAAGAUUCCAUACUUUUUGCAAAGAAGAUACAUGAAGAACGAGACCCCGAGUUACCUUUCGAGUUCAGAAAGGUCGAUAUUCUUUCGAAAGAAGAACAGUUCUUUGAAGAUAACCCGGGAUAUGAUAUCAUCUUGGAUAAGGGGACGUUGGAUGCGAUCGCUCUCAACCAAGACCCAAUCUCUUCCUUCGACGGUAAGAUUGGAAUGGAAGUCUACCCAAUCCAGGUGUCCAAGCUCAUGAAAUCGAACUCCAUCCUCUUGAUCACAUCGUGCAAUUUCACAGAGCAUGAACUAGUCAAAAUCAUUACCAACGAUAAGCAGAACGAUUUGGAAGUUUGGGACAAGAUCAAUUACCCGAGUUUCAAGUUCGGAGGCGCCCAAGGCAGCACUAUCUGUAGCAUAGCAUUCAAGAAGAAGUAG
This is a messenger RNA of Dujonia railenensis, 744 nucleotides long. NCBI's taxonomy places the organism in Eukaryota, Fungi, Ascomycota, Pichiomycetes, Serinales, Debaryomycetaceae. The record is from the annotation of a GenBank genome assembly.